ACCAUGGUACUGCACCAGGGGAUUCAAAUACGGAAGUAAACAAAGCGAAGACAAAACCAAAGACAAAACUAAAUACUAAAGCUGCAAGACGAGAAUUCUCGUACAAUAAAGAAGAUGCACUUUCUGGGGCAAAGGAGAUAUUGAUUGCCGCUAUGGAUAAGUUGCUGGCAAAGGACUAUAUUAAAGUGGGAGUGUUUGUCGGUGCCAUUGUCGUUCUGCAGGGUGUUAUUUCAGCUCUACAAAACGGUGCAACAGAAUAUCCAGAUAUAAUGCAGAAUGCAAUGAUUUCUGUAAUAGAAAUCCUAUGGCCAGCCAUUGUAGCUGGCGAUAAACUGCUCUUCAGCUGUUCACGCAGAGAAGCAAUUUACAGAAAGUACCAUGAAGUAAGACUCUCUGCUACAUUGAAACGUGCAUUAUUAACAUUGUGUGAACAUGUAAACCAAAAGGCCAAUAACUCUCAAAGAGCGUAUCUUGUUAAUGCAAUUUUUGAAGAGAUAUUGUUACGACGGGAGAAAAUUUAUAAACAUGACAACACCCCUGUGAUGAAGAUGGAUAUCAUAGGGGGAAAU
Molecule: messenger RNA, 569 nt
Organism: Saccoglossus kowalevskii
Lineage: Eukaryota; Metazoa; Hemichordata; Enteropneusta; Harrimaniidae
Source: RefSeq, a predicted model, not a curated record